AUGCUGCCUCAAGACGUUUAUCGCUAUGGGAUUGGUCUUGCUGGUGCAAUAGCUGCCAUCGCAGUGACAGAGGCUGCCGCGUCCUUGUUCAGGGGGGAGAGCCCAGAGAGAGAGGAUCAAUUCCACCAUAAGGACGCUCUAGUAAGCUUGCUUCCACUGAUUGGAUCUUCAAGUGUCAGCACUGCUUGCUUGUUGGGCAUCACUGGAGUUUUGGCUCCAAUUCUUGAGGAAACUAAGUUUAAACUAGUGUGUUGGAAAGUAGAGGCUGGAUUAACUAGUAAUCUGCCAUCCAGGCGAUAUUGUUUGGUUCACUUCUAA
Prunus armeniaca (apricot) is the source of this 318-nucleotide messenger RNA. The record is from the annotation of a GenBank genome assembly. NCBI's taxonomy places the organism in Eukaryota, Viridiplantae, Streptophyta, Magnoliopsida, Rosales, Rosaceae.